Coregonus sp. 'balchen' is the source of this 13485-nucleotide messenger RNA. The record is from the annotation of a GenBank genome assembly. Lineage: Eukaryota; Metazoa; Chordata; Actinopteri; Salmoniformes; Salmonidae.
AUGGGUCUGGAAAAGACAGUUACACAGAGAAAGUGGGCAGCACCAGAGCCUAUGACUGCCCAAACUAAAAUAACCCCUACGGCUGAUUCUGAGGGGGAGGGGAGGCACUUAUGCCCACAACCUGAGGAGGACCAGAGUAGAACCACAUGUGGUUCAACAGAAAGGUCUGACUCAGGGAAACUAAGACCAUUAGAAGGGAAAUCACUACGCCAAUUACAGGAUCAACCCUCCAGUCAUCCUCAUUACAAUGUAUUAACCUCGUAUCCACCACAGGAGAGACAGACCGUUCCCUUUGCUAGACAGAAAACGGCAGAUCACUUGGUUUCUGCGCUGCCACUAUCCCAUGGAAGCUGUGCAGGGCCCUCUCUUCAGAGGAGCUCCCCCAGUUUACCUACGUCUCUCCAACACUGUUCCCAGUCAGGGAUAGAGGAGCUAUCCAAGGACGUGUGUAGUAAGAUGGAGCAGAAACAGCAGCAGAGGCCUGGGAAGUAUGUUUGUGAUUAUUGUGGGAGGGCAUGUGCCAAACCCAGCGUACUUAAAAAGCAUAUCCGCUCACAUACUGGGGAGCGACCCUACCCCUGCGUUCCCUGCGGCUUCUCUUUCAAAACCAAGAGCAAUUUAUACAAACACAGAAAAUCUCAUGCUCACUCUGUCAAAGCUGGGACAGUGCCAAUUUCAGAACUGGGUUCUUACAAUGCCAACAUGGAGGACCAGGGAUCUUUAGAAGGAGAAGGAGAGUUAUACUCUGAUACUGAGCAGAGCUCUGACACGGAUGAGGACGAUUCAUCGCUCUUGGACUCUGUAUCAGUCGAGGAACCAGAUAGCACCACUGCUGUAAAAGUACUGAAUCUCAUUGCCCAGAAACAGGGAGUUACAUCAACAUUAUCUGAGGAGCGUUCAUCCAGUCUCCCAGAGAUCAAUGGUGCUCAAGCUCCAGCUGUUUCUCAGGUCAGCCGUGCAAUUCAAUCUAGCGCCAUCAAGCAGAGACUGGCACUCCGGCUCUCAGAGAAAAGGAGCAGUGACACUGACACAUCUCUCUCCCUGCCUAGCCAGGGAAGCAAAAGCAGCACAGACUCAGGCUACUUCUCACGCUCUGAGAGCGCAGAACACCAAACCAGUGGUCCUCCCAACACAAAUGCAAAGUCCUAUCAAGAGAUUAUGUUUGGGAAGUGUUACAAACCGAACCCGAAACAGGCCAUAACUGUUGUGACUUGCACUACAGACUUAAUAAGUGAUCGUAAGUCUUCGGAGCGAGGUGUUUCCCGUGUAUUCACACAAGAAAAGGAAUCAAUGAUUGAAUCGAUUAGAAUAAACACACGUUCAUUUACAAGGGAAGGAAUUAAGGAGGCUCAACUAGAGCUCUCUGAUUCUGGACAGCUGGUGCGGAGCAACUCGAUGCCCACGUCCUCGGCUGCGUGUCUGGACAUGCCACAAGGCCUGCGAGGCAGCCACUCCUUUGAUGAGAGGGCGUCCCCUGGAGGUAUUAGGAGACUUAGGAGACAGGCUGCCUUUGAACACUCUGCACAUGAUGGAAACACAGAACUUCCUGACCACUAUGGAAACAUCUCUGAUAUUUCCAACCUUGGAGUAGAGACGGAAUGUGCGACGAGGAAACGACGGAAGGAAAAAUGUGUUAGGGAGGAGGAAGAUGUAGGAGGCCAGUAUCACACAGACUAUGGCCACUCUGAAGAGAUGAGGGACAAUGAUUCAAAGCAAGCCUCUCAAGGUGCUCUAACCACUACUCCUUCAGUGAAAGGACAUGCCCAAAGCGUGCAUACACAGAAUAGACUGGACAUGGAAAUGUGGGAAGACACCACAGAGAGGAGAACUUUAGGUAAUGUCAUCUCUGUGAUUCAACACACAAACUCCCUAAGCAGGUCUCACUCUGACGAGUCUUACAACUACCAGAGACAGGAAAAGCCUUCCUCAAUGAAAGUGGUGGAGCAAACCGAAACUUGUGAGAUGCGUAAAAGGACUGAGAUCUUUGCACACCAGUUGAGUGACAGUAGAUUGUUAGAUCAAUCAUAUCAAAUGACACCUAAGCUAGUCCGUCAGUCCAACAUACAGGUCCCAGAGAUCAGGGUGACUGUAGAACCUGACAGUCCAGAGAAAGAGAAAGCAGCUGAGGUAAAACAGGUGAAGGCGAAGGAGCCUGAUAGACAUGUAGAGGAGUUCCAAUGGCCUCAAAGAAGUGAAACUCUGUCUCAAUUCCCUCCAGAAAAACUCCCUCCAAAGAAGAAGAGACUGCGCUUAGCUGACUUGGAGCACUCCUCUGGUGAGUCUAGCUUUGGAUCGACCUGUACGAGCCUCUCCCGAAGCCCCAGUCAGGACAGCAACCUAUCCUACUGCUCCACCUUCUCGUUUGACCGAGAAGAGAGAGAGCGAGAGCUUAUCCCCAAGCCAGCUUCCCCGGCUGCUAGACAGGAUGAGUUUGGAAAAGCGUUGGAGUUCUUAUCUGUGCCAGGAAGCGGCCACUCCCUCUCUGUCCUGAACCAGCGUCAACAACAUGAAAUGAGACGCUCCUCUUCAGAACAGGCAGCGUGCAACUCUCAGCGUAGAGAGCUCCCAGAGGUCCGCAGUGUAUCGUUUGACUACGGCAGUCUCUCUCCAAUGGCCAAAGUUAGACAUGCGGAACUCGGCGCCAGUUACUCAGAACCCAGACGGAGUAACUUGGUAAGACAGGCGUCCUUGAAUGUUGACCCUGAAUUUACACAUCCAGUCCUUCCGCUAAAUAUUCUUCCUCAGUACUUCAGAAAUGCCCUGUCGUUCUCAGCCACUGCUCUGCUCUCUCAGUCUCUGCCAAUAUUUGCCCCUCAGCCACCACACUCCGGUCUCCUAGUUCCUGUUAGAAUACAGACUCACGUGCCGUCUUACGGUAGCAUUACGUACACCACUGUGUCACAGGUUGUAUAUGAUCCAUAUGAAAACUCUCUCACUUCUCACUUUGCACAUUUAUCCACAAAUUUAGAUGCAUCUAAAGCAUUAUUAGGACACCCCCGAGGACUGUUGACCAACCCAGCCCAGGUUCAAGUUCUAGAUAUGUCACCAGCUAAGCUCAAGACAGGCAUCCCUCUCUCCCUGACCUCCAGGACUAUCUCCACCACCAACUGUGGAUCCAGUGGUGGAUCCAACAAGCGCAUGCUAUCGCCAGCCAGCAGCUUGGACCUGUUAAUGGAGGUAAAACAGCAGAAACGCGUCAAAGAAGAGAAAAUGUACGGUGAGAUAGUGGAGGAGUUGGGUGCUGUAGAGUUAGGGAAUUGUAAUGUGACCGAAGAGAGCAAGUACAGUUUAAAGACAGAGUUUAAAAGUGACACCAACCAGGGAGCAUCACUGUCAGGCCUUCCUUCUAUAUCCUCUUUGUCUGUGCCAUCCUCACUUCAUUCUCAAGACGAGCCAGCAAGUGGAAGCUUCAGCUCACCUCAGCAACAAGGGUCAGAAUGUCCUCAUUCCCAUAUGGAUAGCUCCCCAACCGAAACAAGCCUACAUCCACCCUCUCUGCUUUCUCUAAAUGAUUUCAAAGAGUCUGGCAUGGACAGCAAGGCACAUAUGGACAUGCUGGUGCAGUUAGUCAAAGGUCAGGGCAUCCUCAUCUCUGACGGUGAAAACACCAAACUGAUAUCUCAGUUUCCAAGUCUUCGCACAACGACAGGUGUGAGUUGGUGCUAUCUGAACUACACCAAGCCAAACAGCACUCACUACACCUCUCCUAUGUCCUCUGUGUACACUAUGUGGUGCGUCAGUUCCCAUAACCCCAACCCUCCUAACCUCAACACCAGUGCAACCCUGGCUCUGCUCUGCUCCAAACAGAAGACUAACACAUGGGUGUACACCAUGGCUGCCAUGUACCAACCUGGGACUGGGAAACUGGUCUCCUCCAAGCAGAGGUUUGAGCUGGUGAGAACCUUUAUUGUUAAUUAAUUAUUUUGUCCAAAUCACCCUUGCAUUUCUAUAUUGAAUGUACACUACCGGUCAAAAGUUUUAGAACACCUACUCAUUCAAGGGUUUUUCUUUAUUUUUACUAUUUUCUACAUUGUAGAAUAAUAAUGAAGACAUCAAAACUAUGAAAUAACACAUAUGGAAUCAUGUAGUAACCAAAAAAGUGUUAAACAAAUCCUAAUAUAUUUGAUAUUUGAUAUUCUUCAAAUAGCCACCCUUUGCCUUGAUGACAGCUUUGCACACUCUUGGCAUUCUCUCAACCAGCUUCAUGAGGUAGUCACCUGGAAUGCAUUUAAAUUAACAGGUGUGCCUUCUUAAAAGUUAAUUUGUGGAAUUUCUUAACUUCUUAUUGCGUUUGAGCCAAUCAGUUGUGUUGUGACAAGGUAGGGGGGGUAUACAGAAGAUAGCCCUGUUUGGUAAAAGACCAAGUCCAUAUUAUGGCAAGAACAUCUCAAAUAAUCAGAGAAACGACAGUCCAUCAGGAGGUGUUAUGGUGUGGGGGUGCUUUGCUGGUGACACUGUCUGUGAUUUAUUUAGAAUUCAAGGCACACUUAACCAGCAUGGCUACCACAGCAUUCUGCAGCGAUACGCCAUCCCAUCUGGUUUGGGCUUAGUGGGACUAUCAUUUGUUUUUCAACAGGACAAUGACCCAACACACCUCCAGGCUGUGUAAGGGCUAUUUGACCAAGAAGGAGAGUGAUGGAGUGCUGCAUCAGAUGACCUGGCCUCCACAAUCCCCCGACCGCAAUCCAAUUGAGAUAGUUUGGAAUGAGUCGGACCGCAGAGUGAAGGAAAAGAUGCCAACAAGUGCUCAGAAUAUGUGGGAACUCUUUCAAGACUGUUGGAAAAGUAUUCCAGGUGAAGCUCGUUGAGAGAAUGCCAAGAGUGUGCAAAGCUGUCAUCAAGGCAAAGGGUGGCUAUUUGAAGAAUCUGAAAUAUAAAAUAUAUUUUGAUUUGUUUAACACAUUUUUGGUUACUACAUGAUUCCAUAUGUGUUAUUUCAUAGUUUUGAUGUAUUCACUAUUAUUCUACAAUGUAGAAAAUAGUAAAAAUAAAGAAAAACCCUUGAAUGAGUAGGUGUUCUUAAAGCUUUGACAGGUAGUGUAUGUUUACAAUCCUUGACUCAAGUUACAUCAUAAACAUAUCAUCUAAUAUUGUAACAAUAUUACAUUGUUAAUAUCCUGUAUUACUGAACUGCAUUACCUAAACAUAUCUAAACUGCAUGUUAACAGAAUGUUUAUUCUUGGCCUCCGAGUGUCGCAGCGGUCUAAGGCACUGCAUCACAGUGUUGCGGCGUCACUAGAGAUCCUGGUUCGAAUCCAGGCUCUGUCGUAGCCGGCCGCGACCGGGAGACCCAUGGGGCGGCGCACAAUUGGCCCAGCGUCGUCCAGGGUAGGGGAGGGAAUGGCCGGCAGGGAUGUAGCUCAGUUGGUAGAGCAUGGCGUUUGCAACGCCAGGGUUGUGGGUUCGAUUCCCACGGGGGGCCAGUAUGAAAAAGAAAAAAGAAAUGUAUGCACUCACUAACUGUAAGUCGCUCUGGAUAAGAGCGUCUGCUAAAUGACUAAAAUGUAAAUGUACUACAGCCUGGGGUUCGAUCCCAGGCUGUAUCAUUACCGGCCGUGACUGGGAGUCCCAUAGUGCGGCGCACAAUUGGCCCAGCGUCGUCUGGGUUAGGGGAGGGUUUUGCUGGGGGGGCUUUACUUGGCUCAUCACGCUCUAGUGACUCCUUGUGGCAGGCCGGGCGCCUGAAGGCUCUUAUGUUGAACGGUGUUUCCUCCAACACAUUGGUGCGGCUGGCUUCCGGGUUAAGCGAGCGGAUGUUAAGAAGCGCGGUUUGGUGGGUCAUGUUUCGGAGGACGCAUGACUCGACUUUCGCCUCUCCCGAGCCCAUUGGGGAGUUGCAGCGAGGAGACAAGAUCGUACUCACGAAAUUGGGGAGAAAAAGGGGGUACAAAUUACCAAAAAAAAAUCAUGUUUAUUAAUCUAUCUAAUUUAGCUACAGAGCAAACCGGAGCUCAAAGAGCUGGAUGUGAUCUCCUAUGGAAGGAAAGUGAAGGAUGCCAGCUGCAGGGUAAAAGCAGCGAAGGAGGACUGGAAAGACAUGGAGGUCUCCUCGAAACAAACAGCAGUGCUAACACCAACCCAGAUCAAAAUCUUUGAAGGAGGGUCAGUUAUGAUACUAUCACAUUAAGCAAUAGAAUAUUACUUAUAAUGUUAGUUCGUAAUGUGUACAUGUUUUAUAUAGGGGUAACGCCUGGUGGUACAAAUUAUUUAUCCCGGUAGUCCUAUUGUGGUCAGAAGACCUCUUUCCCAAGGGAGACCUGGAAUUAGAUUAAAUAUACAGGACCAGUCAAAAGUUUGGACAUACAGUGAGGGAAAAAAGUAUUUGAUCCCCUGCUGAUUUUGUACGUUUGCCCACUGACAAAGACAUGAUCAGUCUAUAAUUUUAAUGGUAGGUUUAUUUGAACAGAGAGAGACAGAAUAACAACAAAAAAAUCCAGAAAAACGCAUUGGAAUUUUUUAAAUAAAUUGAUUUGCAUUUUAAUGAGGGAAAUAAGUAUUUGACCCCUCUGCAAAACAUUACUUAGUACUUGGUGGCAAAACCCUUGUUGGCAAUCACAGAGGUCAGACGUUUCAUGUAGUUGGCCACCAGAUUUGCACACAUCUAAGGAGGGAUUUUGUCCCACUCCUCUUUGCAGAUCUUCUCCAAGUCAUUAAGGUUUCGAGGCUGACGUUUGGCAACUCGAAUCUUCAGCUCCCUCCACAGAUUUUCUAUGGGAUUAAGGUCUGGAGACUGGCUAGGCCACUCCAGGACCUUAAUGUGCUUCUUCUUGAGCCACUCCUUUGUUGCCUUGGCCGUGUGUUUUGGGUCAUUGUCAUGCUGGAAUACCCAUCCACGACCCAUUUUCAAUGCCCUGACUGAGGGAAGGAGGUUCUCACCCAAGAUUUGACGGUACAUGGCCCCGUCCAUCGUCCCUUUGAUGCGGUGAAGUUGUCCUGUCCCCCAGAAAAACACCCCCAAAGCAUAAUGUUUCCACCUCCAUGUUUGACGUGAGGAUGGUGUUCUUGGGGUCAUAGGCAGCAUUCCUCCUCCUCCAAACACGGCGAGUUGAGUUGAUGCCAAAGACCUCGAUUUUGGUCUCAUCUGACCACAACACUUUCACCCAGUUCUCUUCUGAAUCAUUCAGAUGUUCAUUGGCAAACUUCAGACGGGCCUGUAUAUGUGCUUUCUUGAGCAGGGGGACCUUGCGGGCGCUGCAGGAUUUCAGUCCUUCACGGCGUAGUGUGUUACCAAUUGUUUUCUUGGUGACUAUGGUCCCAGCUGCCUUGAGAUCAUUGACAAGAUCCUCCCGUGUAGUUCUGGGCUGAUUCCUCACCGUUCUCAUGAUCAUUGCAACUCCACGAGGUGAGAUCUUGCAUGGAGCCCCAGGACGAGGGAGAUUGACAGUCCUUUUGUGUUUCUUCCAUUUGCGAAUAAUCGCACCAACUGUUGUCACCUUCUCACCAAGCUGCUUGGCGAUGGUCUUGUAGCCCAUUCCAGCCUUGUGUAGGUCUACAAUCUUGUCCCUGACAUCCUUUGAGAGCUCUUUGGUUUUGGCCAUGGUGGAGAGUUUGGAAUCUGAUUGAUUGAUUGCUUCUGUGGACAGGUGUCUUUUAUACAGGUACUCCCUUUAAGAGUGUGCUCCUAAUCUCAGCUCGUUACCUCUAUAAAAGACACCUGGGAGCCAGAAAUCUUUCUGAUUGAGAGGGGGUCAAAUACCUAUUUCCCUCAUUAAAAUGCAAAUCAAUUUAUAACAUUUUUGACAUGCGUUUUUCUGGAUUUUUUUGUUGUUAUUCUGUCUCUCACUGUUCAAAUAAACCUACCAUUAAAAUUAUAUACUGAUAAUUUCUUUGUCAGUGGGCAAACGAACAAAAUCAGCAGAGGAUCAAAUACUUUUUUCCCUCACUGUACCUACUCAUUCAAUGGUUUUUCUUUAUUUUUACAAUUUUCUACAUUGUAGAAUAAUAGUGAAGACAUCAAAACUAUGAAAUAACACAUAUGGAAUCAUGUAGUAACCAAAAAAGUGUUAAACAAAUCAAAAUAUAUUUUAUAUUUGAGUUUUUUCAAAGUAGCCACCCUUUGCCUUGAUGACAGCUUUGCACACUCUUGGCAUUCUCUCAACCAGCUUCAUGAGGAAUGAUUUUCCAACAGUCUUGAAGGAGUUCCCAGAUAUGCUGAGCACUUGUUGGCUGCUUUUCCUUCACUCUGCGGUCCAUCUCAUCCCAAACCAUCUCAAUUGGGUUGAGGUCGGGUGAUUGUGGAGACCAGGUCAUCUGAUGCAGCACUCCAUCACUCUCCUUCUUGGUCAAAUAGCAUUUGUGCCUUGUUAAAAGUUAAUUUGUGGAAUUUCACUCCUUCUUAUUGCGUUUGAGCCUGUCAGUUGUGUUGUGAUAACGUAGGGGUGGUAUACAGAAGUUAGCCCUAUUUGAUAAAAUACCAAGUCCAUAUUAUGGCAAAAACAGGUCAAAUUAGCAAAGAGAAACAACAGUCCAUCAUUACUUUAAGACAUGAAGGUCAGUCAAUCCGGAAAAUUUCAAGAACUUUGAAAGUUUUUUCAAGUGCAGUCGCAAAACCCAUGAAGUGCUAUGAUGAAACUGGCUCUCAUGAGGACCGCCACUGGAAUGGAAGUCCCAGAGUUACCUCUGCUGCAGAGGAUUUGUUCAUUAGAGUUACCAGCCUCAGAUUGCAGCCCAAAUAAAUUAUUCACAGAGUUCAAGUGACAGACACAUCUCAACAUCAACUGUUCAGAGGAGACUGUGUGAAUCAGGCCUUCAUGGUCGAAUUGCUGCAAAGAAACCACUACUAAAAGACACCAAUAAGAGGAAGAGACUUGCUUGGGCCAAGAAACACGAGCAAUGGACAUUAGACCGGUGGAAAUCUGUCCUUUGGUCUGAUGAGUCCAAAUGUGAGAAUUUUGGUUCCAACCGCCGUGUCAUUGUGAGACGCAGAGUAGGUGAACGGAUUAUCUCCGCAUGUGUGGUUCCCACCAUGAAGCAUGGAGGACGAGGUGUGAUGGUGUGAUUUAUUUAGAAUUCAAGGCACACUUAACCAGCAUGGCUACCACAGCAUUCUGCAGCGAUAUGCCAUCCCAUCUGGUUUGCGCUUAGUGGGACUAUCAUUUGUUUUUCAACAGGACAAUGACCCAAAACACACAUCCAGGCUGUGUAAGGGCUAUUUGACCAAGAAGGAGAGUGAUGGAGUGCUGCAUCAGAUGACCUGGUCUCCACAAUCACCCGACCUCAACCCAAUUGAGAUGGUUUGGGAUGAGUUGGAUCGCAGAGUGAAGGAAAAGCAGCCAACAAGUGCUCAGCAUAUGUGGGAACUCCUUCAAGAUUUGGAAAAUCAUUCCUCAUGAAGCUGGUUGAGAGAAUGCCAAGAGUGUGCAAAGCUGUCAUCAAGGCAAAGGGUGGCUACUUUGAAGAAUCUCAAAUAUUUUUUGGGUUACUACAUGAUUCCAUAUGUGUUAUUUCAUAGUUUUGAUGUCUUCACUAUUAUUCUACAAUGUAGAAAAUAGUAAAAAUAAAGAAAAACCCUUGAAUGAGUAGGUGUGUCCAAACCUUUGACUGGUACUGUAUUUUUUCACUUACCUUGCAUGUCUAAAGCUACUUAUAGAACAUCACAUUAAGGAUUGUUUUCCUCCCUCAGGUUCAAGUCUAAUGAGGACUAUGUGUACGUGAGGGGCAGAGGCCGAGGAAAGUAUAUUUGUGAGGAGUGUGGCAUCCGCUGUAAGAAACCUAGUAUGCUAAAGAAACAUAUACGCACCCACACUGACGUCAGACCCUACGUUUGCAGGGUCUGCAACUUCGCUUUCAAAACAAAAGGUGGGUAUCCCUUAUUUUUAUUCCAUUGAAAUGAAUGAAACAAGAGGUAUAACUGCUGAUUUAAAAAGGGAUUUAUACAUUUGAUUGAUUGAUGACAACAGGAACAUUUAUUUCCAAAAAGGUACAAUUGAAUGGUAAUGAAUAUAAUAAGCUCAACAAGAUGAAUCUUUAAAUGUUUGUUGUCCUACAGGAAACCUGACCAAGCAUAUGAAGUCAAAGGCUCACAUGAAGAAGUGUCUUGAGCUUGGGGUGUCAGUCAUAGUGGAUGAUACAGAGACACAUGAAUCUGGUAAAAUAUUGACCAAUGACCAGGAUACUAUACUUUACUCCCUAAUAUGAAUUAUUCAGAUAUUUAACACUGAUUGUGUCAUCCAUGGUAACUGUUUGAAAUAGCAAUUGAUGUUCCACAGAAUUAAUGACAGAAAGGAAUUUGAUAUAUCCUUUGUCUUUCUUUUUUCUGUUCUUUCAAACAAUACAGAUGACGUCCAACAACACUCGAAGACCGGGGUCUUGAGCUCAGCCAAACACCAGUUCUCAGACGCAGACGACUCCGAUGGCAUGGAUGAAGAGAUAGAUGACAUCGACGAAGAUGACGAUGAUGACUACGACGGUGGCUCCACUCCAAAGAUCCGCUCCCGGAGCACCAGCCCUCAGCCCUGUGGCAUAGCCUCUCUGUCGGUCACCCAGAGUGUGUCGUCAGCUCUCCAUGGCUGUACCCUCAGUACCUUCCGUUCUCUCCCCAGCUGCCUCACCAACUCCAUCGUGCCUGGCAUCGAUGUCCAUCCCCAUCCCUCCAUCUCAGGCAGGAGGACAGGGCCAGACCGGAGGACUGUCUUGGCCUCCAGCCUGGACAAGGAGCAGAGUGAGAGAGAGAGGCUUGUGGAUGAGGACUGUAGCCUGGUCAUGCUGUCUCCUGACCAGGGUUGUCUGUUCUUCGACCACACCUGUCUGCUGUCCCCUGGCUGGGAGUCCCCUCUGAGGGAACCGUCCCCCUCCCGGCUCUGCUACCCAUCACCCCGUAGAGACCUCUCCCCCCGGGGUCGCUCCUCACCUCGAUGGGACACCUCCCAGCUGAGGCCCAGCUCCCCCAACCUCACCCCCAUCCAGCACCUCUCCCCGGUCUGCAUGGAGAGGCCCCUGUCCACAGGCGGAGUGGACCUGGCUGGGAGGAGGGAGCCAUCGGCCCGGGGCAGACAGAGGGUGGUGCUGAGGGCUGUGUCUCCACGUAGAGGGGGCUCACAACAGAGAGGGUCUGGCGAUAAAACCAGGCAGCAAGCCAAGGCUGAACUGGUCCACAAGGGAGGAGCCAUUGAAAUGGAUUUGGUAUGUAAUUGACUAGAUUGACUAGUAUGCUUGUCCAUGCAAAACUAGUUGCACUGACUUCAUUUCAACCAUCUUUGUCAGCUGGGUUGUUAGUAUUCUUGAUAUAAAACCUUUAUUAAUGUUUUUUCCACCAUUGGAGUCCCUGCAUUAAAACUGUAGAAAACUGUCUUCUGGUAGUCACUAUAACUUGUUGUUUUUAGGAUCAGAGGAGAAGCAUGCCCCCCAGCCUGCCUGGUCCCUCCAGCUCCAGUUGUACCCAUCAGAACCUCCUCAGCCACCUUCCCCUACACUCCCAGCAGCAGGCUCGAACUCUUCUCCCCAUGGUCCCUAUCGGGGGGAUCCAGGUACUGCGCACUUUGCCCUCCUGCAGCUCUGACCGGACCCAUCUGUCAGCCCUGUCCCCUCAGAAGACUGAGCAACACCAGGACAGCACUAAGGAGGGAUCUGUGUGCGUAGCGGGCCCAGGUGCAGAGGACUCAGUAGCCCAGCAGCAGGAGAAGGAACGGGAAAGGGAGAGGCCGUCCCCCUACCAGACACCCUGGGACUCUGAGGAGGAGAAAGACCCUGUCUCUGUCCUCACGGUUAGGGACCCUAAGCAGGAAGAGGGUCUUCAGACCUGCACCAAGGCCAUCGCCUCCCUCAGGAUCACUUCUGAGGAGCAUCUAUAGACUGGGGUUGCAUACCAAAUGGCACACAAUUCCCUAUAUAGUGCACUACUUUUGACUAGGGGCCCAUAGUUGCUCUGGUCAAAAGUAAUGUGCUCUAUAGGGAAUAGUGUACCAUUUGGGACAUACACUACAUUACCAAAAGUAUGUGGACACCUGCUUGUCGAACAUCUAAUUCCGCAAUCAUGGCAUUAAUAUGGAGUUGUUCCCCCCUUUGCUGCUAUAACAGCCUCCACUCUUCUGGGAAGAUUUUCCACUAGAUGUUGGAACAUUGCUGUGGGGACUUGCUUCCAUUCAGCCACAAGCAUUAGUGAGGUGGGGCACUGAUGUUGGGCGAUUAGGCCUGGUUCGCAGUCGGCAUUCCAAUUCAUCCCAAAGAUGUUCGAUGGGGUUGAGGUCAGGGCUCUGUGCAGGCCAGUCAAGUUCUUCCACACCGAUCUCGACAAACCAUUUCUGUAUGGACCUCCCUUUGUGCACGGGGGCAUUGUCAUGCUGAAACAGGAAAGGGCCAUCCCCAAACUGUUUGCAACAAAGUUGGAAGCACAGAAUCAUCUAGAAUGUCAUUGUAUGCUGCAGCGUUAAGAUAUCCCCUUCACUGGAACUAAGGGGCCUAGCCCAAACCAUGAAAAACAGCCCCAGACUAUUAUUCCUCCUCCACAAAACUUUACAGUUGGCACUAUGCAUUGGGGCAGGUAGCGUUCUCCUGGCAUCUGCCAAACCCAAAUUGUCCUUCGGACUGACAGAUUGUAAAGCGUGAUUCAUCACUCCGGAGAACACGUUUCCACUGCUCCUGAGUCCAAUGGCGGUGAGAUUUACACCACUCUCCAGCUGACGCUUGGCAUUGCGCAUGGUGAUCUUAGGCUUGUGUGCAGCUGCUCGGCCAUGGAAACCCAUUUCAUGAAGCUCCCGACGAACAGUUCUUGUACUGACGUUGCUUCCAGAUGCAGUUUGGAACUCGGUAGUGAGUGUUGCAACCGAGGACAGACGAUUUUUACGAGCUUCAGCACUCAGCGGUCCCGUUCUGUGAGCUUGUGUGGCCUACCACUUCGCGGCUGAGCCAUUGUUGCUCCUAGACGUUUCCACUUCACAAUAACAGCACUUACAGUUGACCGGGGCAACUCAAGCAGGGCAGAAAUUUGACAAACUUGACUUGAUGGAAAGGUGGCAUCCUAUGACGGUGCCACAUUGAAGUCACUGAGCUCUUCAGUAAGGCCAUUCUACUGCCCAUGUAUGUCUAUGGAGAUUGCAUGGCUGUGUGCUCGAUUUUAUACACCUGUUAACAACGGGUGUGGCUGAAAUAGCCGAAUCCACUAAUUUGAAGGGGUGUCCACAUACAUUUGUAUAUAUAGUGUACCUUGGAGCUUCCUCCAGGAGCAGCUGAGCCUCUCAUCCAUCAUCCACUCCCCAGCUUGCCUGGUCCUAGAUCUGUUUGUGCUGUCUUGCCAACUUCUAUGGUAGUUGGCAAGAGAGCACAAGCAGAUCUGGAACCAGAAUACAUCCACAGUCCCUCUCAACCUCAUUCCUCUAGACAGACAGACAGGCAGACAUACAAAAUGACUUCAUCCAGACCCUUUUGGUUGGAUGUUGGAGGCUCUCCUCUCAGUCGGUUCAGGUUUCUGCAUGUUAGUAGUGUAAAGGCCAUGCAUCUAACAAGCCCCUCCCCUCCCGUCUCCCUCCCACAGACUAUAUCUAUAUCUGA